AUGAAUAAGAUCAAUUAGAGUCCAUGUAGAACAUCUUAGGAAGUUUCGGAUCUUUCGAAAGCCUCUGCUAAUUAAAAGUUAUUAACCUAAAAAAUAACAGAAUUAGAAAAUAAUAUAAGACACUUAGAAUUAACAAAUAAAUAAUUAACUGAUUAAAUAAAUGAAUAUAAUAUUGAAUUGAAUAAAGAAAAACAAAAAUCCAAAAAUUAAUAUAAUGUAUCUGCUUAAAUUCAAAAUUAAAAGGAUCAAUAAUUACAAAAAAUGAUUGAUGAAAAUUAAAAGUUAUGUAAAACAAUUAGAAAAUUAGAAACUGAUAUAAAUAGAUUUUAUUAAGUCAAAGAUGAAAAUUUAAAUUUGAAAUAAGAGAUUUAAGUACGACUAUAAGAAAUUGAAGAAUUAAAAUAAUAAAUUCCAAAAAAUGAAGGUAAAUGGUAAUCUGAUGGAGCAUUAGGAGUAUUAGCCUCUAAAAGAAGUUAAGAAAUUUUACUAUUAAAAAAUGAGAACUAAGAAAUAAAACAAAAGAAUUAAGAUCUUUAAGCUAAAUUAAAUACCAUAUUAAAAGAAAAUUAGUAAUUAUAAUUUAUCAUUUAAUCUGAUAAUCCUUCUUAAAGACUUAAUUCUUAAGCUAGUUCAUCUAAAUAAUAUAAUUCAUCUGGUAAAAAAUAAGAUUAAACAAAUUAUAUUUUAAAUGAAUAAGUUAAUCAAUUAUAAUUAGAAUUAAAAGAAGCAAAAAAUACAAUAGAAAAAUUAAAAAAAUAAAAUACUUUAAUAUCAAACAGCAAUACACCAAAUAAUAAACCCUACUCUAGUAUUAAUAAGAGUAAUUCAAAUGAUAAAGUAUAAAAGGCUUAAUCAUUUAAUAUUUCAGAUAAUGAUAGAGAUAUUAAAAUAAGAGAUCUUGAAAAUUAAUUAAAAAGACUUGAAUUUGAAAAAUAAAAUAUAACAUAAAAUAUUAGAUUAGAAUGUGCUUAAGAUUUAAAAUAAUUAUAAGAUAAAUUACGAGAAGAAUAUGAAGCAAAACUACAAUUAGAAAGAGAAUAAGAUAAACCAUCUUAAGAAUAAGUAAUAAAAUUAAAUCAAGAAAAUUAAAAAUUAUAAAUCACUGUAUAAAGAUAAAAAAAAGAAAUCUAAAAUAUGGAAAAAAAACUAACAGGUAAUAAAAUAUAUAAUUUAUUUAAUAGAACUAUUAAUUUCUUAAGAAGAUAUUCAAUAAAGUUUAUAAAAAGAGAAGUAAUUUUAGGACUAUUUGAAAUAAGAAAAAGUAAAGCUUUAAGACUAAUUAAAAGAAAAGUAAAAAGAGAUUAAUGAACAUAAAGAGGAUAUCAUAAAAUUAGCAAAAGAAAGAUAAUAAUUGAAAGAUUAAUUGGAUAAAUCCAAAUAUGAAUCUAAAUUAAGUUAAAGUUAAGUCAGUAAUAAACCGAUUAGCUAAAAAAGUGAGAUAAGUAAAAAAUAUAAAUGA
Molecule: messenger RNA, 1459 nt
Organism: Paramecium sonneborni
Lineage: Eukaryota; Ciliophora; Oligohymenophorea; Peniculida; Parameciidae
Source: the annotation of a GenBank genome assembly